CCUAAAUAUAUUAGAGCAACACUCGCCGACGAAGAAAAUUAAUUUUUGUUGUUGUGUCCGGCAUUUAGAAUUAAGUUUAAAGUUAAAUACAUAUAAGCAUGUCGCCGUGGGGCAACAUUUGUCGCAUUUGCAGCAGCCCCGCAGACUAUGAGAUAUUUGCCAAGAUACCAACGUACUUGCAUGGCACAACAAAUGAAUUUCUCAACUGGCAGAAGCCGAUAAACAUAUUGCUGGAGGAGACAACGGGUUUGAAAAACUCUACUGACGAUGGACUGCCGCGUAAUAUCUGCGCUCCCUGCAUUUCGUAUCUAAAACAUGCGGUCACAUUCCGUGAGCAAUGCAUUAAAAAUGCACUCAGCCUUAAGCUGGCGGCGCUCUACCAACAAAAGUCGGUAAACAUAACGGAAAAGAGUAAAAAGGACAAGGAGAGUGCACUAUUUACGGCCGAGGAUCUCAGCUAUGUGGAGCAGCGACCGGUGCACAAUUUGCUGCUGAAUAACACCGUCAAGCUGGAGGGCAACAAGGACAAAGUGCACAAGCAAUUGCUCAAUCAGCAUGUGCCGCAGCUGACGGUGAACUCUGAGCAACGUACACAGUAUUUAAAUUUGCUUUACGACAAGCAGCAGCAGUGCAAAGCCAAGCAGGGCAGAGACAUGGAGCUGCCCAGCGGCAGUGGAGCGGGAAAUGGCAAUGGCAGCGGCACGGGCAACGAUCUUGUCGACGACGAGGAAGACUAUGCCGCCGUCAGCUCCAGCGAUGAGAACGAGGAGGCAGCUCUGCUGCGCAAGCACAAGAAUUGCUACAACUACAGCGAGACGAAUUUCGAGGAGGAUGAUCCCAUGGAGCAGGAUCAACUACGGGACAUCAAAGUCACCAUCCCCGAGCCCAUGUGGAAGGAGCGCAAGUGUCCGGCCUGCUUGAAGCGCUUCAUGUUCGAGGACUCCCAUCAGACGCAUCUGGACAACUGUGUCGAGUAUCAGUUCAUCACAUUCGUUACAGAAAUGACGAAAUUGCUGGAAAUUCGCAAGCAGAAAAUGGUCUCCCCACACGAAUUCAUUCGGAGAAUGAUCUUUGCGCUGCACAAAACCUGCACCUGGCUGCAGGAACAUUCCAUUGACACGCUGCUGGCGGAGAAACUCAAUCAAGUGAAGGUCUCCAAUGGUGAGAAGACAGCGGAAGCGACGGCUGUGCCUAGCCAGCCAGAGUUGGAGGUGAAGCUGGAGGACUUGUUCGACUUUACGAGUGGCACAACGACGCCCAUUACGGCGGAGAAUAAUGUUUUGUAUGCAAUUGCACGCUCGGAGAGCACUAAUUCCCAGUGUAAAGCGGAGGUAAGCAAUAAUUCCCCAAGAGCAUCGCUCGCGGGGGUGAAGAAACCCAUUCCGAUACGUGUUAAGCCCGCAAGUACUUCGAUUGGAAUGGGCCUGCGACCCUCGCCACAGCAGGGACUACGACCCAGUCCCAAUGGGGAAGCUCUUAGCUUGGGUUUGCGGCCACCAGCGCAGCAGCCACAGCAACAGCCAUCCAACGGCGACAAGCACAAGGAGCGCGUGACUUUCCUGGAAAAACUGCAGCGUGCGGCAGUCGUCACGCCCGGCUCGGGCACUCCACCCGCCCAGGCAGCCGCUCCGCCAACAUUUUCGGCCCGCUGUGGGCAGUGCAAUUUACCCUUUGACUCUGUCUCCGAUUUGGAGAUUCAUAAUAUUAAUUAUCACAACAGCCAAAACGAGAGCGAGCCCCACACAGACGACGAUGCCCAGCGGCGUCGCAUAAUUGCACUUUUCGAAGAUGAUUUAUAAAUAAGUGUGACCCCCCCUUAAGUGUAUAUCGUGAUGUAGUAAGGUAAAUAUUACAGUUAAUUUUUGUUUGUUUUGUUUUAUCCAAAGACUUGCCAAGUUCUGUCCUAAGUGUGAGGAAUUUUCUUCGGUUUUAUUUAUUUAUUUAUCGCUUGACAAAUUCUCAUUAAAUGACCAAUAAA
Drosophila guanche is the source of this 1978-nucleotide messenger RNA. RefSeq lists its product as uncharacterized. The transcript has 2 exons. Gene Ontology annotation, molecular function: zinc ion binding. Lineage: Eukaryota; Metazoa; Arthropoda; Insecta; Diptera; Drosophilidae. The record is from RefSeq and is a predicted model, not a curated record. Bases 99 to 1799 code for a protein of 566 amino acids. Gene Ontology annotation, cellular component: nucleus.